AUCAGGUGUUGUGAAUUCAAGAAACUCCUCAGUUCAACUCAUUCAGCGUGUCUCGUGACAGUGUUUUUAACUCAGCCGACUGGUUAACUGUCAAAACCAGUAAAAGCAUCAUGGGGAGAAAGAAAAUUCAGAUCUCUCGGAUUCUCGACCAGCGAAAUCGACAGGUGACAUUUACCAAGCGCAAAUUUGGCUUGAUGAAAAAGGCCUAUGAGCUGAGCGUGUUGUGCGACUGCGAGAUCGCUCUCAUCAUCUUCAACAGCACCAACCGUCUCUUUCAAUACGCCAGCACCGAUAUGGACAAAGUGCUCUUAAAGUACACCGAAUACAGUGAACCUCACGAGAGCCGCACUAACACGGACAUACUGGAGACUUUAAGAAGGAAAGGAUUGGGUUUGGAAAGUUCAGAGAUCGAUCAAGAAGACGGUGUGACAAUCGGAGCAGAAAAAUAUCAUGACGGCAUGGACCUCUCCCUCGCUCGCCAGCGCUAUUACGCUCCUUCGCUUCUCCAUUCAGAUGUGAUGAAUGCAAGUGCUGAAAAUGGCUACAUCAACUCCUCCAAUCCAAAUCUAGGUGCCCAUCGCACUCCGUCCUACAAACCGUUGUGCACCAGACCGGGCUCAACUGGUACUGUCAGCGCCAACUCUCAUCCUGCUCUUAUGGGACCACAUGCAGGUCUGGGUUACUCCAUGUUUCCUCAUGGCAGUCUGAGUCGAGCACUGGAGAUGAAGACACCGCCGCCGCUGAACAUGAGCAGUGACGGGCGACGGGUCGAAGCCCACGCCGGACUGUGUGGCACUCGCAGCUCUCUGGCCAAUGCUGUGAGAGAGUCUACCAAAAGAGCUCUCUAUCAGAGUAUGCAUGCUGGCGGACACAUGAUGGCCAUGGGGAAAACAGGCUUACUGGGACACAGUCUGAACUACAGCCCCUCAGAGUACAGCCAUCCUGGUUACACUGUGGGUUUUCAACGCAAUUCUAUGAAUACCUGGCAACCUUUGUCUCAUCAGGAUGCCCAUCAAUCCAUGAUCAGCCCUGGGAUGGCAUCAGGAGGAAGCUGCUCAUACCCGUCCCAGAGCUCCUCCCCCUCCUCCCCGUCGCACCCCUCCCUCAACCUAAGCAUCAAAUCAGAGCGCACCUCUCCCGUCCACAUGAUCUCCCCCACGCCCCCCAGCCAUCACAUGAUGCAGCACUCACCAAUAGCAGAGCCCAAAUCCAGCAGCUGCCCCCCGUCAGAUGAAUAUGCAGAUCUGCAGAGAGACGAGGCGCAGAAGACCAGCUUCUCCGCUCAGCAGCAGGGCCCAAACAGAGACCCGGCUGAGACCAAGAGCAGCCCCAACCCCAAGCAGCAGGAUAUCAGUAACGGCUGGAUAAGAUAAUCACCUCUUUUACACGGGUAGUUUACACAAAAGUGAACAUUUACUCAUCAUUUACUGGUUUCUUUUUUCUGUUGAACACAAAAGAAGAUAUUUUUAAGAAUGUUGAACACUGGUGGACAUUGACUUCCAUAGUAUAAGAAUAAAAUGGAAAUCAAUGGCUACUGGAUCCCAGAAUAUUUCGAAAUACGUGUGUUUUUGUGUUCAACCGAACCACCUGUGGUUGAUGAGUAAAGGACGAGUAGAAGUUUAUUUUGGAGAUAGAUAGAAUCUCUUUAAUGUUUUAACAAGAAACAUGCAUUAUGUAUUUUACUUUCAAAAUUCAGCUAUUCUGGCAUUCAAAUAUCAAAGCUCAUUUGGUUAACGCGUGAUUUUCUUUUCCCCCAAAGAGUGUAAAUGAUUGGUCAUAAAUGAUUUUCAUGUAAAUGAUGAUUUUCACUCAGGAUGGACUGCUUUUCUACUUUGAAACCAAUGUUGUUUUUAUUAUACGCAAAAUGUAUCGCCAUUAUUUCUCGUAUUACCUAUACAAUAUUUUAUUUUCCAUGCUUGUGUUUUUACUUACGCUUGAGUUAGUCGGUCCUCAAGUAUUUUGUCAGUUGAAGUGUGUUACAGUGUCCACAAGAUGGCGACAUUAGAAAAUGUAAGGCAUCUGAAUGAUUGUUGGCGUGACACCCUGUAGCCAAAUCUUUGUUUAAUGAUAACUAAUUAAAGAAGUGCGUUUGUA
This is a messenger RNA of Danio aesculapii, 2094 nucleotides long. RefSeq names its product myocyte enhancer factor 2b (gene mef2b). The transcript is spliced from 9 exons. The record is from RefSeq and is a predicted model, not a curated record. Lineage: Eukaryota; Metazoa; Chordata; Actinopteri; Cypriniformes; Danionidae. Gene Ontology annotation, molecular function: DNA-binding transcription factor activity, RNA polymerase II-specific; protein dimerization activity; RNA polymerase II cis-regulatory region sequence-specific DNA binding. Gene Ontology annotation, biological process: positive regulation of transcription by RNA polymerase II. The coding region runs from base 111 to 1373 and encodes 420 amino acids.